Molecule: messenger RNA, 6076 nt
Organism: Nannospalax galili (Upper Galilee mountains blind mole rat)
Lineage: Eukaryota; Metazoa; Chordata; Mammalia; Rodentia; Spalacidae
Gene: Rai1
Product: retinoic acid induced 1
Exons: 6
Coding region: 241-5949 (1902 amino acids)
Biological process (GO): regulation of transcription by RNA polymerase II; circadian regulation of gene expression
Cellular component (GO): nucleus
Source: RefSeq, a predicted model, not a curated record
CCGCUGGCCGGCCGCCGCGCCCCGACACCCAUGGGCGCGCGGGCCUCUGGGCCGCGAAGUCGCAGCGCCAGACGCCGGGCCCCCGAGUGAGCGUGGGCUCCGAGGAUCUCAUCUGGCCGCCGGGUUCAGGAAGAGGCGAGGGGGAAAGCGCAGAGAGACGGCGGGAGAGAAGGAGACGGCGAGACGCGCAGCGCCGGCGCCCCGAGACCCAAGAGGAGCCCGCAGAUAACCAGCCAAGUCAUGCAGUCUUUUCGAGAAAGGUGUGGUUUCCAUGGCAAACAGCAAAACUACCCACAGACCUCACAGGAGACAUCACGCCUGGAGAACUACAGGCAGCCGGGUCAGACUGGGCUGAGCUGUGACCGGCAGCGGCUGCUGGCCAAGGACUAUUAUAACCCGCAGCCCUAUGCAGGGUAUGAGGGUAGUACUGGCACACCCUCCAGCACAGUAGCCACAGCUGCUGCGGACAAGUACCAUCGAGGCAGCAAGGCCCUGCAGGGGAGACCAGCUUUCCCUGGCUAUGUCCAGGACAGCAGCCCCUACCCGGGGCGCUACUCUGGCGAGGAGGGUCUUCAAACAUGGGGGACCCCACAGCCACCACCUCCCCAGUCACAGCCCCUGCCAGGAGCAGUAGGCAAGUAUGAGGAGAACUUGAUGAAGAAGACAGUGGUGCCCCCAAGCAGGCAGUACCCUGAGCAGGGGCCUCAACUUCCCUUCCGGACUCACAGUCUGCAUGUCCCACCACCACAGCCUCAGCAACCCCUGGCCUACCCCAAACUCCAAAGGCAGAAACCACAGAAUGACCUCACCUCCCCUCUGCCCUUCCCCCAGAGUAGCCACUUUCCCCAGCAUUCCCAGUCCUUCCCCACCUCUUCUACCUAUUCUGCAGUGCAGGGUGGAGGACAGGGGGCUCACUCAUAUAAGAGUUGCACAGCACCAUCUGUCCCGCCUCAUGACAGGCCGUUGACUGCCAAUGCCAGCCUGGCCCCAGGGCAGCGGGUCCAGAAUCUUCACGCUUACCAGUCAGGCCGCCUUGGCUAUGAGCAGCAGCAGCAGCAGCAGCAGCAGCAGCAGCAGCAACAGCAGCAGCAAGCUCUUCAGGGCCGGCACCAUGCCCAGGAAAGCCUCCAUUAUCAGAACCUUGCCAAGUACCAACACUAUGGGCAGCAAGGCCAGGGCUACUGCCCAUCAGACACAGCUGUCAGGACUCCAGAGCAGUACUACCAGACCUUCAGCCCUAGCUCCAGCCACUCCCCUGCUCGCUCAGUGGGUCGCUCGCCUUCCUACAGCUCCACUCCGUCACCAUUGAUGCCCAAUCUGGAGAACUUCCCCUAUAACCAGCAGCCUCUCAGCACUGGGGCAUUCCCCACAGGCAUCACUGACCACAGUCACUUCAUGCCCCUGCUCAACCCAUCCCCAACAGACGCCGCCAGUUCUGUGGACCCCCAGGCCAGCAACUGUAAGUCCCUUCAGAAGGAGAAGCUCCCUGACAACUUGCUGUCUGACCUCAGCCUACAGAGCCUCACAGCACUCACUUCACAGGUGGAGAAUAUCUCCAACACUGUGCAGCAACUCUUGCUGUCCAAAGCUGCCAUGCCGCAGAAGAAAGGGGUCAAGAGCCUUGUGUCUAGAACCCCAGAGCAGCACAAGAGCCAGCACUGUAGCCCCGAGGGCAGUGGCUACUCAGCAGAGCCAGCAGGUACACCACUGUCUGAGCCGCCAAGCAGCACACCGCAAUCCACUCAUGCUGAGCCACAAGAGGCCGACUACCUGAGUGGCUCCGAAGACCCACUAGAGCGUAGCUUUCUCUACUGCAGCCAGGCCCGUGGCAGCCCUGCCAGGGUCAAUAGCAACUCCAAGGCUAAGCCUGAGUCUGUGUCUACGUGUUCUGUGACCUCACCUGACGACAUGUCCACCAAGUCUGAUGAUUCCUUCCAGAGCCUGCACAGCACUCUGCCACUGGACAGCUUCUCCAAAUUUGUGGCAGGCGAGCGGGACUGCCCGAGGCUCCUGCUCAGUGCCCUGGCACAGGAAGAUCUGGCCUCUGAGAUCCUGGGGCUGCAGGAAGCCAUUGUUGAGAAGGCUGACAAGGCCUGGGCUGAGGCUCCUGACCUGCCCAAGGACAAUGGCAAGCCACCCUUCUCACUGGAGAAUCACAGCGCCUGCCUGGACACCAUGGCCAAGAGUUCUUGGCCACGGCCAGUGGAGUCAGAAGCCCUGCCUGAGUCCUUGCAGCUGAACAAGGGUGGCAGUGCCAAGGACUUCAGCCCAGGGCUGUUUGAAGACUCUUCCAUGGCCUUUGCCACCCCUGACCCCAAGAAGACAACCAGUCCCCUGUCCUUUGGCACCAAGCCUACGCUUGGGGCUGCCGCUCCAGACCCUACCACUGUAGCAUUUGACUGCUUCCCAGACACAACCACGGCCAGCUCAGUAGACAGUGCCAACCCGUUUGCCUGGCCAGAGGAGAACCUGGGGGAUGCUUGUCCCCGUUGGACUCUCCACCCUGGCGAACUCACCAAGGGCUUGGAGCAGAGUGGGAAAGUCUCAGAUGGUAUGAGCAAAGCAGACACCCAUGAGGCCUCAGCCUGUCUGGGCUUCCAGGAGGAGCAUCCCACUGGGAAGCCAGCAGUUGUGCUGUCUGGGGACUUCAAGCAGGAGGAAGCAGAUGGGGUGAAGGAGGAGAUAGGUGGGCUGCUGCAGUGCCCUGAGGUGGGCAAGGCCGACCGGUGGCUGGAGGACAGCCGACAUUGCUGUUCCACCACUGACUUUGGGGACCUGCCACUGUUGCCACCUCCUGGCAGGAAGGAGGACCUGGAGGCCGAGGAGGAGUACUCUUCCCUAUGUGAGCUGCUGGGCAGCCCUGAGCAGAGGCCUGGCCUACAGGACCCACUGUCACCCAAGGCCCCACUCAUCUGUACCAAGGAGGAGGCGGAGGAGGUGCUGGACACCAAAGCUGGCUGGGGCUCUCCAUGCCACCUUGCUGGGGAGCCUGCCAUCCUGCUGGGCCCCUCUGUCGGGGCGGAGUCAAAGGUCCAGAGCUGGUUUGAGUCUUCCCUGUCCCACAUGAAGCAAGGAGAAGAUGGGCCUGAGGGGGAGAGGGCUCCAGGUGGUUCUACCACUUCAGAAGCCUCCUUGACACAGAAACCUAACAAGCCUGCUGUGCCCGAGGUCCCCAUUGCUAAGAAAGAGCCUGUGCCACGGGGCAAAAGUUUGAGGAGCCGGCGGGUACACCGGGGGCUGCCUGAAGCUGAAGAAUCUCCCUGCAGGGUGCCAGCGCUGCCCAAAGACCUCUUGCUUCCAGAAUCCUGCGUGGGACCCCCACAAGGACAGGCAGAAGGGGCUGGAGCCCCAGGCCGGGGGCCCUCAGAAGGGCUCCCCAGAAUGUGUACCCGCUCUCUAACAGCUAUGAGUGAGCCCCGAACUCCUGGACCUCCAGGCCUGACCACCACCCCCGCACCUCCUGACAAACUGGGGGGCAAACAGCGAGCCGCCUUCAAGUCUGGCAAGCGGGUAGGGAAACCAUCUCCCAAGGCUGCAUCCAGCCCCAGUAACCCUGCCGCCCUGCCUGUUGCCUCAGACAGCAGCCCCAUGGGCUCCAAGACCAAGGAGCCAGAUUCUCCCAGCAUGCCUGGCAAGGACCAACGUUCCAUGGUACUCCGUUCUCGCACCAAACCCCAGCAGGUCUUCCACGCCAAGCGGCGGCGGCCCUCAGAGAGCCGGCUCCCAGACUGCCGUACCACCAAGAAGCUCUCUGCCAACAACCACUUGCCUGCUACAUUCAAGGUCUCCAGUGGUCCCCAGAAGGAAGGCCGAGUGAGCCAGCGGGUCAGAGUCCCCAAGCCUGGUGCAGGGACUAAGCUUUCAGAUCGACCUCUCCACACACUAAAACGGAAGUCAUCCUUCAUGACUCCUGUUCCCACCAAGAAGCGGAGCCUAGUCCUUCGUAGCAACAAUGGCGGCAGCAGUGGGGUCGAUGGGAGGGAGGAAAGGGCUGAGGUCUCCCCUGGUCUCUUAAGGAGGAUGACUUCACCCCAGAGGGUCAGGCCCAGGGGCAGUGGGGAACCCCCACCACCCCCACCCCUGGAGCCAUCAGCUGCAGGCCUGGAGUUGGCUACACCAGCUUCCCUACCCAGUGCUGUGAGAACAAAGGUGUUGCCACCCCGCAAGGGCCGCGGCCUCAAGCUGGAGGCCAUAGUGCAGAAGAUCACCUCACCUGGGCUCAAAAAGCUUGCAUGCAGAGUGCCAGGGGCCCCUCCUGGGACACCCCGGAGCCCAACUCUGCCUGAGAAACGUGCAGGGGGCAGUCCACCUGGGGCUGAAGAGGGCCUGGGAAGCCUAGGCCCUGGACAAAUGCUACCAGCAGCUUCAGGAGUCGAUCUGUUGUGUAGAAACCCAGCCAACAGGUCCUUAAAAGGCAAACUUGUGAACAAUAAGAAACUGUCCUCCACUGCUGACUGUCUCAAAGCUGAGGCCUUCUUGUCUCCAGAUGCCCUGCCACCCCCAGGGACUAUCCCAGCACCGAAGAAAAGGAGCCGGAAAGGCAGGGCUGGGGUCUUGGGACUCUGCAAAGGCCCAUUGGAGAAGCGGCCCUGUCAUGGCCAAACUCUGAUCCUUGCUCCCCGAGAUAGGGCCAGCAGCACUCAGGGUGGAGGUGAGGACAGCCCCAGUGGAGGAGGCAAGAAGCCAAAGACAGAAGAGCUGGGACUGGCCUCCCAGCCUCCCGAUGGCCGGCCCUGCCAGCCCCAGACAAGGGCCCAGAAGCAGCCUGGCCAUGCCAACUAUAGCAGCUAUUCAAAGCGGAAGCGCCUCAGCCGGGGACGGGCUAAGACCACACACACCUCACCUUGUAAGGGGCGUGCUACGCGGCGACGGCAGCAGCAGGUGCUGCCUCUGGAUCCUGCAGAACCUGAAAUCCGCCUCAAAUACAUUUCCUCUUCCAAGAGGCUGAGGGCAGACAGCCGGACCCCAGCCUUCUCGCCCUUUGUGCGGGUGGAGAAGCGAGAUGCAUUCACCACCAUAUGUACUGUUGUCAACGCCCCAGGGGAUGAACCCAAGCCUCACUGGAAGCCUGCCCCCUCUGCUGCUUCCUCCUCCUCUGCCUCUUCGUCCUCCUCUUCCUUAGACCCAGCUGGGGCCUCCCUGACCAUGCUCCCUGGAAGCUCUGUGCUGCAGCCUCGGCCCUCUCUGCCCCUCUCCUCUACCAUGCACCUGGGGCCUGUGGUGUCCAAGGCCCUAAGUACCUCUUGCCUUGUCUGCUGCCUCUGCCAAAACCCAGCCAACUUCAAGGACCUUGGAGACCUCUGUGGCCCCUACUACCCUGAACACUGCCUCCCCAAAAAGAAACCAAAACUCAAGGAGAAGGUGCGGCUGGAGGGCAUCUUGGAGGAGGUCUCUCUGCCUCUUGAGAGAACACUCAAAGCUCCAGAGUGUGCAGCCAGCACUUCCGCUGCUGCCACCACCGCUGCUGCUGCCACACUUGGGAGGCUGCCCAAACCUGAUGGUCCAGCGGACCCCACCAAGCAAGGCUCCUUGCGCACCAGUGCCCGGGGCCUUUCACGGCGGCUGCAGAGUUGCUAUUGCUGUGAUGGUCAGGGGGAUGGGGGUGAGGAGGUGGCCCCAGCUGACAAGAGCCGCAAACAUGAAUGCAGCAAAGAGGCCCCUGCAGAGCCUGGUGGGGACACCCAGGAGCAUUGGGUGCAUGAGGCCUGUGCUGUGUGGACCAGCGGGGUAUACCUGGUGGCCGGGAAGCUCUUUGGGCUACAGGAGGCCAUGAAGGUGGCUGUGGACAUGCCAUGUUCUAGCUGUCAUGAAUCCGGGGCCACCAUCUCAUGCUCCUACAAAGGAUGCAUCCAUACCUACCACUACCCGUGUGCCAGCGACACAGGUUGUGCAUUCAUUGAGGAGAAUUUUACUUUGAAGUGCCCCAAACAUAAGAGGCUGCCAUUGUAAUCCCCGCCCGCCGCUGAAAGCCGCCGUGCACCAGGGCCUGAAGCUGCGCCCACAGCUGAUCCUUGAUCCCGGCCCCAGGUCUUGGAUCCGGCCGCCUCCGGCUCUGGCGUGCGAUUACGAAGAAAAC